GUUCAGUCGGGUCGAGCCGAACUGAGUCGAGUCCCCCGAGUCACGUUGAGUUUUGAGUCGAGUCGCGAUCUCCAAGCCGGUUGUGUGUCAGAGUGCGUCACGCUCGGCUCUUCUGUCGGGGAUCGUGACGUUCAGUGCCGCCGCGACGCUAGUGCCGGUAUAGCUCCGUCCGUGCUCUUUCUGUCUAUUUGUUUGCGUCCGAAUAGGACCGAUGAAAUAUUUUGAAUUGCUCGGUGGCUUGCUGGCAAUCGUACUUUCAAUAUCGUCGUUAUACCUCGGCUAUAUCGACUGUGUGUUUUAAAAAGGUACGAGAUGCGGUUUUACGCUUCGUGUUGAAGCUCGCGGGUGGAAUUAGCUGCAAGGCGGGGCCUUCGAUGUAUUCCGAUUCAUCGCGAAAACAAUGGCAAGAAAAGUGAGAGUGGGUGACCGUGCGUUUCGCUCUUGCCUCGCUGACGUGAAUCGUCAGGGUUCAUGAAUUGCACGUGAAUGAUUUUCGUUAUUCAUUCUCUAUAUAUUUAUAGAUAUAUUUACAGUGAGUGACAGUGCGGUUGUGUAUAUUUCGAAUAAUAUCUUCUUUUUUUCCCCUUCUUUUUCGUAAACAGUACUCGCUUGGGUACUCGAGGAGGGGGUUAUUAUAUAUUUUGAAGAAUUUCAUAUUGAUCUUUAUAUGUGUGAUCGAAAUGUCCAGGUGUUUAUGUGUUGGAAAUACGAAGUCGAGAAAUCAUUGACCUCGGGCAAGGAAGCCUCUUCGGGCGUCUUCGUCUGGUUCGAUUCCGUCACGUUGUUUCAUCGCGCACGGAAAUUUCAAUAACAAAAACAAUCACAUGCAAUUUUUGCGAAAACCAUUAAAAACAUUGCAUAAACAGUAAAAAAAAAAAAGGAUUUGCACGUAAACAAAAUAACAAAAAUUUCUCUUCUAAAAACUCUUCAAAUUGCAAUUGUGCAGAAAUCCACACUGGAACCUCGUAACCGUGCAAAAAAGAAGUAUCGAAGAAUGCUAAAUUAAAGAAUAAAAAAAAAUCAGUGUCACGUAAAUAAUUUUAGUGAAAAAAAAAAAAUUGCAAACAAAAUGUCGACUGAAAGUCAAAACGGCACCGCGACGCAACCGAACGGCAUUAAGUCCUCCAUGACGAGUCUGACAUCGACGUCGACCCUGACGUCGACGGGACGCACCGUGACGAACAACUCGUCCUUCUUGUAUAGCAGCAAUUCCAUGCUGAGUCGUGAAAAGGCGCGACAGCCGCCGCCGCCCACGUUGCCAAAAUACACGUCGAGCUUUAAUGCCGGUUCCAAUGGCAGCGCCGAGAGACUCGGCAGAGAUCGUGAAGCCGGCGGAAGUUACCGAUUGGCCAGUUUGGACAGACUUGCGCUCAGGCAGAGGAUACUCGAUGGCGAAAAGCCCAACGGCGACGCCACCUCGAUACAGACGAAGCGCGAGCUCUUCUUCAAGGGUGACACCGGUGGAAUAAAUUCGACGUCAUCGUCGUCCCCGUCGGUACCGCUGGUACCGCCACCACAGCCCCCGACGUCGGCGUCGGUAACCACAGCCGGUGGACCACCGGCACCACCGACAGCACCCACGAAACCUAGACUCCCGCCGACCAGCGUGACCUUGAACCAGACCGAUGCCUCCGAGGACAGUAACAAGCGCGAGUCCGCCAGGUCGGAAAGCGCCAAGGAGUCCAGCCUGGCGCAUCCUAGACCGACGCCGCCGACGAAGCCAAAGGAACUCGACGGAUACGUCGGCUUCGCGAAUCUGCCCAACCAGGUGUACAGGAAGGCCGUGAAGAAGGGAUUUGACUUCACCCUGAUGGUCGUCGGCGAAUCCGGGCUUGGCAAGUCAACCCUGAUCAAUUCCAUGUUCCUUUCGGACAUCUACAGCGCGGAAUAUCCUGGACCAAGUCUCAGGGUCAAGAAAACGGUCGCAGUUGAAACAAGCAAGGUUCUCCUCAAGGAAAAUGGUGUAAAUCUUACCCUGACUGUUGUGGACACACCAGGAUUUGGCGAUGCCGUCGACAAUAGCAAUUGCUGGGUUCCCGUAAUCGAAUACAUUGAAUCCAAGUACGAGGAAUUUUUGAAUGCGGAGUCCCGGGUUGUCAGGCGACAAAUACCCGACAGUCGCGUUCACUGUUGUCUUUACUUUGUCGCACCUUCUGGACACGGCCUUAAGCCUCUCGACGUUGAAUUCAUGCAGCGACUCCACGACAAGGUCAACAUCAUCCCUGUUAUCGCCAAGGCUGAUACCAUGACACUUGACGAGUGCGCUCAUUUUAAAAAACAAAUUCUAAACGAGAUUGCCCAGCACAAAAUCAAAAUCUACGAGUUCCCAGAGGUCGAGGAAGAGGAGGAGAGCAAACUCCACAAGGUCCUGAGGGACAGGGUACCGUUUGCUGUUGUUGGUGCAAAUACUGUUGUGGAACAGGAUGGAAAGAAAGUUCGAGGCCGGAAGUAUCCCUGGGGAGUUGCGGAAGUGGAGAACCUGGAACACUGCGACUUCAUAGCCUUGAGGAACAUGGUGAUCAGGACGCAUCUUCAGGAUCUCAAGGACGUCACGAAUAACGUUCACUAUGAGAACUUCCGAUGCCGCACACUGGCGGGUCUCGGUGUCGAUGGAAAACCCACGAGAAUUUCCAACAAGAACCCAUUGGCACAACUUGAGGAGGAGAAGCGGGAGCACGACACGAAGAUGAAGAAGAUGGAGACUGAAAUGGAGCAGGUAUUCGAGAUGAAGGUGCGCGAGAAAAAGCAGAAGCUCAAGGAUUCCGAGGCUGACCUACAAAGAAGGCACGAGCAGAUGCGACGCUCUCUGGAGCAGCAAGUACGCGAACUAGAAGACAAGAGACGUGCAUUCGAGGCUGAAAAAUCCACCUGGGAACAACAAACCGGUCACAGCCUCGAGGAAUUGCGCAGACGCAGUCUGGAAGCCAAUUCGAAAGACCAUUUUUUCCGAUUUCUGAAAAGGGCCGUCGAUGGCAAGGACAAAAAGAACAAGAAGAAGGGCCUCUUCUAAUUCGUUGGUCGUGACAAAUAUGAAAUAAAGAUAAAGAUGAUUACGAGAUUCUGGGAGAAAAACGGGGCGGGGGGGGUAAGGAACGAAGGAGGUAAUGGAUAAUAGACAUUUUGCUGUCCUUAAUGGAAUUUGUGAAAUAUGCCGAUAAAUCUUAAAAAUUAAUCAAACGAACGAGAAAUUCCCAAGAUUCAUGUUUCUUCGUGAAAAUGCCAGAGCGUUCGAACAACAAAGAUGGCCAACAACAAUUUCUUUGUUCCGUUCGAUCGGAUAUUAGCAUAUUAAUGUCAUUUGUCAAUAUUCACAUGAAACAAUUGACAAUUUGCAUCACAUUAGUAAUUUGCAAAUUGUGAUUCGUGUAUUAUAGUUUUAUUGACUUUGUAAAACGCAUAAUUACCGUAUCGUGAAAACAGAUAUUAAAAAAAUCUUCGCUAUUUCUUUAUCAUUUCUUGAUUAUGCACUCGCUUCGUUCGAAUUUCCAUCCGUAAGAAAAUCGCGAAGUCUGACGUGAGAAUGUCGAAAGACAAAGAGAGAAUUACGUUUUGCAUCUUGUAACCUAAAUCUAAACCUUAAAUUUCAAGUAUCAAGGUAGACAUGAUUACGACGAAGCAUUAGCCAUAUAUUUAUAUAUCUAAAUAUGUAUGCGCAUGUAUAACUAUAUCUAUUAUGUCUAUUAUGCACAUACGUAUAUAUAUAUAUAUAUAUAUAUAUUUGCAUAUACAUAAAUUUAUAUAUAAACGUGACGAGAGUAUAAAGUAUAAACAUAAGCUUGAUCGUGUAAGCAUAAGUUAUCGAUAUUAAAACGCGCCAAGAAGUCUAGUAGGUAAUCGUGGCAAAGAAUUAAAAAAAAAAAGAAAAAAGUAAUACGAAGAGCGCAAAGUUUGAAAUUCAAACGGUAUUUGUCAUAGCUGCGCGCGCAAGUUGCGCAGGAAUCGUUUGACAAAUUGGCGCGCGCUAUUCAAACGCGACGGAAGAGAAAUACAAAGCCACUGUAGGUCUGCUCAUAAAAAUUUUCUUCUAAAAAUAAUAUUAUAUUCAUCACCGGAUGUGGAUCUAAUCUAAUUAAGCUACUUUUGUGCCAAGACGAGAUGAGUGCGAACGAUUUUGUAACGCCAUGCGCGCACGGCCCCCGUUGUAUUCUUUAUGAAACGACAAUGGCGUAGCUGAGUUAAUUGAACGUCUGCAAGAGAAGUACAUAUGUAUUUGUAACUUAACGAAGCACGAUUUCGUUUCAUAAGAGGGCCGUUUGCCACAUUCCUAUUUUCUACGCAAUUUUUCUAGUUGGUCGCCGUCGCGACGCUUCGCACCGGCGCGGAUAUCUAUUGUAUACACUAAGAAUUAAAUUUAAUUAAUGAUCAGCGUGUUAUAUCAUUGACGAUCAGAAUUGUCGACUCUAUCGUGACUUGAAAUUCGUCGAGGUUCCGCGCAAUCCCACCAGAGUGCGCGCGACGCUAAUGUUCUCGAAGGAAAGUGACAGCGCUGUUGUAUCAAUCAGAUUUUAUCAUCUACCCGGAUGACAUAAUAUAACUCGACGACCGAGUAUUUGAUAUUAGUGGAAAACUCAUUUUGAGUUAUUUCGUUUGUUUCGUUGAAAUUUGGCAGAGUAGCACCUUUCGCCUUUCCGCGCUAGUUCUGCCAUCUCGUGGCGACAACAAGAACUAAUCCACUUGACAUAGCGGACUAAAUGGAAAGGAUUCGUUCAAGGAAACAGUAGUAACAUUAAUUCACGAUAUUAAAUUAACAUCUGCAUUUGUUAAUCGAGAAUAUCGCGGUAAUUCUUAUUUAAUCGUAACGUUUGUGAAAUUCAAAGAUUUUGGCAAACGUUCUUCAGACAAUUAUUACAAAUCGUGUAUACUUUAUAUAACAACUUUCUUCACAGGACAAUUAUUUUUUUUCAAUCACUGUCCAGAAUUUAUAUAUUUUCCGCGUUUUGUCGAUAAAACGAUGUAAAUUCAAUUAUUAUACGUGAAUACAAAAAAAAGGGGUCGCAAUAAAUUAUUUCUUGCAAGUAUUAAAUGCGCAACUAAUUUAAGCGUCAUUGUAAACUUCAUCAAUGUCGCGACGAUCAUCAUAAUUAAUUUGAUCUUAAGUCAACUAGUAGCCUUACUACCAGCCACCAUUAAUGAAUUAAUAAAACCGUCACGAAAUCCUCUCGUACCACUGUACUUAAUAAAUUUCGCUCAUCCGACUUCGUAUCUGAUAUUCCAUAUGAUUCACAUAUUAGGCGUUAUCCACAUAACAAUGCAUUUUUCUUUUGAAUCGCGAUUCGAGAAUAAACGUAUAAAGCAUUAUGUGUAUUAAGCCGUGAGAGCAAUGCAUGAGUGUGCCGCGUAAUUUGAAAAAAUGUUUCCUCCAAUUUUUUUUUUCACUAUAAAACCUAAACUUACCCACUGUUCUUGAACGUUAGAGGGGGAAAAAAAAGUAUUGUCCAACUAUUUAAUUACGCAUAUAACAUAUGUACAAGUUCAUAAUACGUUUAUUUGUACUUUACAGUGAAAAAAAAAAGAAUUGUUUAUACGUUUCCGUGUUAGUUAACAUAAGUAUAUAUUAUAUACAUACAUAUAUAUAUAUAUAUAUAUAUAUAUAUAUCCAUCCGCAAAAAAACAAACAAAAAUUUGAAGUAUCGAGUACUGUGUGUAUUUUUAUCGACAAUGCUUAUUCUUAAUGUUUAUACGGUGAAGUAAAAAAAAAAAGAAAAAAAAAUGAAACAAAAUUGUAAUGCGUUAAUCGACAUAAUUUUGUUUUAUCUGACGUAAGUAAAAUAUGCGCCGUACGAGUCUGACUAUAUUACGCGUGUGUGUGUAUGAGAGCGUGUCUGUGUGUGAAAACGAAAAAGAGAGAGAGAGAGAGAGAGUGAAGGAAUAAUAAUAAUAAUUAUGACAGAAAGCAUGAAAGACUAGAGUAAAAAAAAAAGAGGAAAUAAAAUAGAAAUUAUAUUUUGCCGUGCCAGACGAAAACAAAGCUGCCGCCGCUACUUAUAGAGAAAUUGUAAUAAUUCAACCACGAUUAUAUUAUAUAAUAAUUAUUAUGAUUAUGUACCGAGUAAAUUAUCUAUAAAAAGACAA
Cephus cinctus (wheat stem sawfly) is the source of this 6072-nucleotide messenger RNA. It is a transcript of the gene pnut, whose product is annotated as septin-7. Gene Ontology annotation, cellular component: cell division site; microtubule cytoskeleton; septin ring. The transcript has 12 exons. Gene Ontology annotation, biological process: cilium assembly; cytoskeleton-dependent cytokinesis. Bases 1070 to 3010 code for a protein of 646 amino acids. NCBI's taxonomy places the organism in Eukaryota, Metazoa, Arthropoda, Insecta, Hymenoptera, Cephidae. The record is from RefSeq and is a predicted model, not a curated record. Gene Ontology annotation, molecular function: molecular adaptor activity; GTP binding; GTPase activity.